This is a messenger RNA of Symbiodinium necroappetens, 6174 nucleotides long. Lineage: Eukaryota; Dinophyceae; Suessiales; Symbiodiniaceae. The record is from the annotation of a GenBank genome assembly.
GAUUUUCUUUUGGAAGGGACAGCGGUGUAUAUCGGCACCCUUUCUGCCAAGUCAGCAGCGGGAGCCCCUACGACAGUGCAAGUUGUCGCCAUAGGUGUGUUUGAAGGUCAGCUGCUCGUUUGCCUUCCUCAGACUGCAUGGCACCGUUUGAGCGCGAGAAGGCUUCUUGCACCUGGGUCGCCCAAGAAGGGCGUGCAUUGCGAAGUGGUGGCGGGCUCUUCCGAAGACCCGGCCCAGGCUCAUGCCGCUUACAGGUUGAAAGUGUGGUUGGGGCUUCUGAGCGACUCACUUGUGGGCGAGAUCAGUUACGAGGAAGGCGACGAGCCCGCUUGCUGCUUCAAGGGAUUUGGACCCCUGGCCGCUGUGAACAUGGUUCCUUUUGGCCCGGCGCUGAGCUCUAUCGCCAGCGAGCACUUUGCUUUUGUGACAGCGGCGGAAGGCGGCUCGGAAGCUCCAGAAGGUUAUGGAGCCGAGGCUGCAGGAGACGAGCACCCCGACGAGGAAGAGUUGUCCUGGGAGGAUCGUUUGACUGGCCUGGAGUCAGGCCUCACCCGAAUGCAACAGAGCAUCGAGCAGCUGCUUUCUGCAGGGAGGGGGAAACCGACCUUGCCUGUCAAAGAAGCACCCCAAGGGGGAGGCGUGGGCCCUAUAAAAGGGAAGGCCGUCCUCCCUGGGCUGGACCCGACAGUCGUGGUGGCUGCUCGCCAGGCGGGCAUCCCCGAGGAGCAACUGCGGCGGAUGAGCGACCUCGCUAUGACAGGUGCUGGGCCGAAAGCCGCGAGGCCUUCGUCUGCGAAGGCGAAGGCGAAGCCGAGGGACGCCCUCGACGAGUCCGAAGAGGAGGCAGAGGAUGUUUCUCCUCCGGAUGGGCCUGCACUGAGCGAUCCGGUGAGCCAAGCUGUUGUCACUAUGAGCAAGAUACUAGCCGGGAUGCAGAAGGACCGCGAGAAAAGCAACGACCUCGAGCACCUCCUGGAUCGGGCAGACGGUGGCGGCGGAGAAGGAGCCGGUGGUCUUGGGGCCACCCGAUCGAAAGCAGCUGCGUACCAGAAGCUCCGAGCGCUCUUACGCAAUGCCCCGGAGCAGAUCUCGGCCUCGAUCGAAGGUUUGAUGUCCGAGGACUUCGCUCAGGUUCAGAGCGGCCCGAGGCAGGAAGCCACUGUAUGUUCCGCUCGAGGCUGGAUCGAGCACCGAUCCCACCUUCAGCAAUAUGCGGGCCCGAUCAGGAAUGCUUGGCUGCUCGGAGGGAUUGUCGACGCGAUCAACUCGGGAUCUCCAGAGCAGGCGAAAGCUAUGGCCUUAUUAGGAAUCGCUGCCCUCGACCAGGCUUCGAUAGAUGGGGGCAACUGGCUCCUAGCUUCAGAGUACUCUCUCGAAAGUGCUCCACCUUUUUCUGCAUUCCAGCCACCUCGCACGCUGGAUCCCCUGGAGGCAAAGCAGACUCGACUGCUGGACCAAAGAUGGGUCAGCCUUUUCAUGAGCAGGCUGAAGGAGCGAGAUGCCUUUCACUCUGCGAAGCGCAACCUUUCCGGCGGAGGAGCUUCGAGCGGCUCGGUCCUGAAUGGAGAUGCACCAAAAGGGGGCCAGCCGGAUCCGCCGCGAAGGCCACCAAGGAAGCCGAAGACGAAAGGCGACGGAAAGGGCGAGGAUGGAGUCCCUCUCUCGCUGGCACGACCCGACAGCCUUCUGCGAAUCCCGCUCCCGUUGAGCUCCUCCCUCUGUGAGAAUACCUAUCCCGGCCAUGAUGCCAGCAUUUUAUCAAGCAGCUCGCCCGUAGGCUUGAGCACACGGCAUGCCACCACGAGCCCAUUGAUAAGGAAUGGGCAAGGGGUUGAUGAAGGUGGUUUGGGUAUAGCUGGAGUCGGGGGCCGUCAGGUUUGUUCCGGAGAGCUGCCUACAGCCCUAGCUGCGGAUGCCGUUUCCGUUGGCAAGAGCAAUCCUCAGCCUGCAUCCGAGGCCCAUAAGCCUUCCCCUCCUGCACUGCUUCAGCCGAGUUCUGCCGACGGCCCCGAGGCCAUGUCUGUGUCGGCUCCUGGAGCCCGGGCCCCCACAGUGGUUUCAAGCGAUCUGUGGAGUCAGUUUUUCGAUGCCCUUAGCCGCUCGGACGGCCCUUUUUCCUCUUUCUUUCAUUCUUUGCGACUGCUACCCGGUGCAGAGCUGGGGCCUACAUCUUCAAAUGAAGGAAAAGCCCGGGACGCCUUGCAGCUAGGGUGCAAUGCUGUUGUGCUGACCCUGAACUGGCUGUACUUGGGCCAACCUAGUUCGUUCGGUCCCAAGGAGAUGGGGCGCUCCGCAUCUAAGUUUGAGGUCCUUGAGGAUCUGCUGCAUGCCUGCCAGGACGAAUGGGCCUCUUUGAGCAGUGGCCCUCUGACUCAGGAAGCUCGGCUGAAGGCUCCGCAACCGACUUAUGCCCGACCUGUCGAGCCCUCUCGCCUGAACUUCCCGGGCCGGCCCUCCUUUGAUCCCGUGCCUUUCCUGGACAAUGCCAAUCGCCAGGUUUACAAGGACCCUUUGCUGUUCGCCAGGCCUCUGGCUCCUGAUGCCUCUUUGCCUAAAGUGAGAGUCCACGCUACCCGGGCCAACGCGAUUAGGUUACUUGAGGUUUUAGAUGCAUCGGGACGUCUGAAGCUAGUGCCUGCAUCUGAGCUCCGCCCUCGGCUCCGAAACGGAGUUUUCGCCUUGGCUAAAGAUGAGGCUCGCGACAGGAUAAUAUUGGACGCUCGAGCGCCUAACUCAGUUGAGGACACUGAGUGCAGGUGGGUCCGUUCACUGGGGACUCUCGAGCAGCUGCAGUUUUUCAUUUUGCCUCCUGAUUGCAAUCUUGAGACGCACACUGAAGAUCUGCGUGAGUUUUAUCACUCGUUUAUCAUCUCGCAUCAACGGUGCCUUCGGAAUUCUCUGGCUGCCGAGUUCAGCUAUGAUCAAGUGAAACACCUGAGCUGCUGCCCCUCUGGAAAGGAAGGCCGCCUGGUCCCUUGCCUAGCCACUAUGGCAAUGGGCGACUGUAAUGCAGUCGCCAUGGGGCAAUGUUCACACCUCGCCUGCAUUCUUCGUUCCACUACCUUGCAGUUGCGAGACUUCGUGUGUUUGCAGCAGCGACCUCCCAGGCCAGGCCAGGUUGCAGCUGGGCUCUUAAUCGAUGAUUUCAUUUUGCUUGAUCCGGUGCCAAAGGUUCCCCGAAGCCCCGCUGCUGCAGAGAGCCCUGAGCGUGCUGAGCCCCCUGGGGUUAGCAUCCUCAAACAGGUCAUCGCUGGGUAUGAAAGUGCAGGUCUGCCCAGGCAUGCAGGCAAAGCCACGUCCCGAUCGUUGGUCGGCGAGUUUUGGGGCGGGCUUCUUGAUGGAGUUGAAGGAAGGCUGAGGCCUCACCCUCGCAGGACCGUGCCCCUUGCAUCCUUUCUGGUCAAAGUUGUAGCGGGUGGCAUCUCCUCGGUUGGAAUGCUGGAGAUCCUUGCCGGGGGACUGGUGUCCGCCAUGCAACUUCGCAGGCGAUUGCUCUGCCUCCUGGAGGAGAUUUACUCGGCACAGCGACAGCUGUCUCGGGAUGUCUUCGUUCCUGUGCAAGGCCCUCUGGCUUCCGAGUUGUUGUGCUGUGCUGCAUUGGUUUGCCAGGCAGACAUUGACAUGAGGGCCCCUGGGGCUCCGGUCGUUCUUUGCACUGACUCUUCCUCGAGCAAGGAAGCUGCUGUUGUUGCCUCGGCCUAUCUGAGAGAGACUGGGGAGCUUGAGGAUGGGGAAGAGAUGCAGAGCGGCGAAAGUUACGACUCCCACCCAUUGUGGGAAACCCUGUGCAGGGCACUUCAGUUUCGUGCUUUGGGCCCUGUCCGCUCCAGGGACCGGAGGGUCCACAUCAACAUCGGCGAGGUGCGAGCCGCGAUCUUCGGAGAAGAGAGGGUUGGCAUGCAACACGGAGCCUGCCGCUACAUCCACCUCCAGGACUCACAAGUCUCCCUAGCCUGCUUCGUCAAAGGACGCUUUGUCGAGUUUGACCGGUUCCUGUCUGAGCAUGGUGUACAUCCUUCACAAGUGACGGGGCUUCCUGAUGAAGCCGAGCUCCUGCCUGAUGGUCCUGUCGACCUUCGCUGCCCCAAAGAGAUGCGAGCCAACCGGAGGAGCCAGGGGCCCGAGAUUUUCGCUAGGCACCUCCUUGGGCUCUCCCACGUGAGGCCAUCCGACGGACUUGCCCUCUUUCGAAAGCUGCCUAAAGAGACUCCGUCUCGGGAGAGCCAACCUCGCGGCCAAGCUUGUUCCUUCGCAGCCGGCGUCUUCGUUCACUCUGUGCAAGUCUUCACUCGGCUGAUUCGAGCUGCUUGCCCUGAGCUUCGUUUUUCGUCGUUCACCGUGAACCAGAACGUCGAAACUCUCCCGCACACAGACAGCCACAAUGCAGACUGGGAGCCAAACUGUAUGCUUGCUCUCAGCUCCUUUAAAAAGGGUGGCAUCUGGACUGAGGUUCAAGAUGGGACGCAGUCGCGGCUCCACAAAGGGCGUCAACGCUUCGGUGAAAUCCUCGACCUGCAUUCGGGGCCUAAGCUGCUGGACCCCAAACGUCUCCAUGCUACUGAGGGCUGGAGGGGAACGAGGGUCGUGCUGAUCGCUUAUACGGUUCGGUCGCUUGAGAAACUUUCUGAAGUGCAACGAGGGACAGCUGAAGCUCUGGGCUUCAAGCUGCCCCAGCCUGAGGGGCCUGGCACCGAGAUUCAGGCUCUUGCUGAGGCCCCGAGGAGUCCUUCGUUUUUGAACGCUGUUCGCCCAGCCGUCCUCCCCAGUGCUGCUGAGCUGAAGUCGAGGGCUUCUGGCUUCGGUCAUCGAUUUGACCCACCCAACUUGUGCGUUGGCUCCCUUCGGGUCGAGCCUGCUCCUCUUCUCCCCUUCUCGCGGAACGCAAGUCUUUCCUCAGCUGUCCUGGAUUUGCUCAACAGCUUUCCUCCUGGUCGCUUUCUCUACGCUUCAGUCUUUCCCGACCUCGCCACUGCCUUCCGCUCCGGUCCGGGCUGGUUGGAUCUCUUUUCGGGCUUCAGGGGCUUCGGAAAGGGGCUUGUAGCUUUAGCGCCAUGUUGGGUCUUGUGCCUCGAUGUCGCGCAUGACUGGAGCGAGAACUUGCUGGGGACCGAGCUGCAAGAUCAGCUCCUCUGGCUGAUUGAGGAAGGAGCCUUCAGGGGCUUCAGUGCGGGGCCACCGAGUGGAAGUUUUUCUUCUGCCGCUGGAAGAGCCUUCAGGACAUCCGAACAUCCACAGGGCCGGCCUGGUCUUUCUGCUGAGUCUUUCGCUAAGGUCCAGACGGAUAACGAUCUGCUGAGUUUUCUGGUUGGACUAGCAGCCUUAGCUACCGAGCUCAAGCUGGUCUACCUCAUUGAGAACCCUCGGAAUUCUUGGAUCUGGAAGCAAGCUGUAUGGGGACUCGAGGACCAAGGCGAUUUUCUGGCUGAUAUGUGUGUCUUCGGAACCCGCUGGAAGAGAGCGACUCGUGUCAGGACCAACGGCUCGCUCAAAGGAAAGAGGAUGCUCUGCGGCUGCAACGCCGCCCACAAAGUUCUCCGCGGAAGGGACAAAACGACAGGUGUCUCGUGGACUAAGCUUUCGGAAGCUUACCCGCGACGCUUCGCGGCUCUGCUUGCAAGCGCCAGUGCCAGCGAUGCGGGUUGGUUAGGAGAACGCAGACCUCUUGACAUUGCUCGCUGCGCUAAGUGCACUGGGGCUCGGAUCGGAGAAGCUACGAAGCCCGGGCCUCGAAAAGCACGAGCUCCCCGGCCGCCUCUGGUGUUGCGCGACAUCCGCCUGGUCGAGCCUGGGGCCGCCCGACUGAGAGCCCAGACGUGGAAGUCCUUUCGCAGCUGGCUGGAAUCGGGAGCAGGAGCAGAUUCUUGGAGCUCGGUGCGACGCUCGCCCGAACUUCUUGUGCAGAUGCUCAUCAUCUUCGGCCAGUUCAUGUACGACAGCGGCGGUUCGUUACAGAAUUUCAGGCAGCUCCUUGCUCAUGCCCAAGUUGAGGUUCCAAAGGCUCGAACCUACAAAGCAUCGAACUCCCAUGCCGGAGCCCAUCAUGCUGGCUAUGUGCGCUCUCGCGCUUUCUUGGAACUGGGAUGCUUGGGCUGCAGUUACUUUGUUCUGUUUUUACGGAGCCUGCAGGAUUGGAGAGAUUCUCAAAGCCGAGAGGCGAGAUUUUCUCACGCCUGA